GACACGUCACCGCCGGUUUUCUGCCACCGCGACGCGUCGGCUGUUACGGGUGCUGCUUCUUCCCCCUGUCUGUUCUCUUCCCUUGCAGUGGGUCACUCUCUCAUUCACUCACUCACCCAGUGCCACGACAUUCGGCAUUGCCCCGAAUAAAAUCACCAUGUCGAACAAGAAACAAGCUUUCACCAGGGAAGAGGAGCUGCUUCUCCAAGAUUUUAGCCGAAAUGUCUCCACCAAAUCGUCUGCUCUUUUCUACGGGAACGCUUUCAUCGUUUCUGCCAUUCCCAUCUGGCUUUUCUGGAGGAUCCACAUGAUCGAUCUUUAUGCAUCGCUCAUCUCCUUCGUUGUGGUGACUAUUGUCAGCACUUACCUUGUUGCUUUUGCGUACAAGAAUACAAAGUUCAUCCUAAAACAUAAGGUGGCAGUGAAGCGUGAAGAUGCUGUUAACCGGGAAAUGACCAAGAAGUUAGCAGAGGACAAGAGGAUGAGCAAGAAGGAGAAGGAUGAAAGAAUUCUGUGGAAAAAGAAUGAAGUUGCUGACUAUGAAGCUACCACAUUCUCUAUUUUCUACAACAAUGCCCUCUUUUUGGCUAUUGUUAUUUUUGCCAGCUUUUAUGUCCUUAAGUCAUUCACCCCUGCUGUAAACUAUAUUUUAUCAGUUGGUGUGGCUGGUGGUCUCUUGGCCCUUCUUUCUACUGGUACCCAGUAAAUACUGUACUAAUUAAAUGUAAGUUCUUCUAAGAAGAGUCUUAUGUUUCUUAUUUAUGUUAAUUUUUGAUAUUAAAUUAAACAACAAAUAGCAAGUUUUUUUUAA
This is a messenger RNA of Thrips palmi, 811 nucleotides long. Its product is annotated as translocon-associated protein subunit gamma. Lineage: Eukaryota; Metazoa; Arthropoda; Insecta; Thysanoptera; Thripidae. Gene Ontology annotation, cellular component: endoplasmic reticulum; membrane. The transcript is spliced from 4 exons. The record is from RefSeq and is a predicted model, not a curated record. The coding region runs from base 158 to 706 and encodes 182 amino acids. Gene Ontology annotation, biological process: SRP-dependent cotranslational protein targeting to membrane.